AAGAGUACUUGUUCCUAGAGGUAACAAAACAAUGAAGAAUAAAAUACUGUGUGUAUAUUUUAUUUUCUUUAUUGGUAUUUCACAAUGUGACGAAGGUGUGCGCUCGCGUAGUUCUAGUGGAACUAUGGACACCUUUGAGUUUGGUGGAGAUCCUAUAAAAAGGCAAAGUGGUGAAGUGACGUUUACUAAGUCUGGGACAAUUGGAGCCUUAGAGAAGAAUGUGAGAAUACCGAUAGUGAUACCCGAAUGCACUGAUCUGACUUACGUCCGCGUCGACGUGGACAACCCUAUUGGCCCUCCCUACGUGACAAUGGAUUAUGAUUUGAAUACCGUAGUCAUCAAGUACCGACCUUUACAAUACAGUCUAUCAAGUUAUGUCAUCACAGCUAAGUCUAAGCUUAGUCCACUAUGUACAUUCGGAGUAUAAAUUAUCAUUUUUAAAAGCCAUAUUAUGAGAUCUUAUGCUCAAGUCUUAAAAAAGUUAUUUUAUUUUUGGUCAGCAUUUAGUUUAUGAGGGCGAAACCGUGAAAAUACGUUCCGAAGUAGUCAUAGAACUAUUUGUAUGGUAGCUUACGCUAGCUCCGACUUCCGUCAUCCGAGUUCUCUCCGCCAUCCGUGAGAAUAUGUGCCUCAGAUUCAAAUCGGACGUACUUAUGACGUAGAUAUGUCAAAGAUGUCCACUGAUUAGCUUACAUUUGGAUGAGAGAUCAGAUUUAUUAGUGCGUAAGCAAUAUCCGAGUUCGGUACGAGUUUUUAA
This is a messenger RNA of Maniola jurtina (meadow brown), 757 nucleotides long. RefSeq lists its product as uncharacterized. Lineage: Eukaryota; Metazoa; Arthropoda; Insecta; Lepidoptera; Nymphalidae. The record is from RefSeq and is a predicted model, not a curated record. The coding region runs from base 32 to 427 and encodes 131 amino acids. The transcript is spliced from 3 exons.